UUUGCUCACAUUUCAAUAUCACAUGAAGUUGAUAAAUGUUACAUUACUGUGACAUGGGAGAAUUUGGAGGCCAUUGUUAGAAAAGGAAAGAAUAAAAAACUAAUUCUGCAGGGACUUAUAGGUUAUGCCCAGCCAGGGAAGCUUUUGGCUGUAAUGGGUCCUUCCGGCAGCGGCAAAUCAACACUCCUUGAUGCAUUAGCAGGAAGAUUGAGCUCAAACAUACAGCAAUCAGGGACGAUUCUAAUCAAUGGCAAAAAACAAACACUGGCUUAUGGAACAUCAGGCUAUGUAACACAAGAUGAUGCUAUGCUGUCGGCUUUAACAGCUGGUGAAACUUUAUACUACUCAGCUCAACUUCAAUUUCCGAAGUCAAUGUCCAUAGCAGAGAAGAAGAGACAAGCAGAUAUCACACUUACAGAAAUGGGCCUGCAAGAUGCUAUUAACACAAGGGUCGGAGGGUAUGGUUCUAAGGGCCUAAGUGGAGGGCAAAAGAGGAGACUUAGCAUUUGCAUUGAGAUGCUAACACGCCCAAGACUUCUUUUCCUUGAUGAACCAACAAGUGGACUUGAUAGUGCAGCUUCCUACUAUGUUAUGAGUAGAAUUGCAAGUUUACGUGUAAGGGAUGGUAUUCAAAGGACGAUUGUUGCAUCCAUCCAUCAGCCUAGUAGCCAAGUUUUUGAACUAUUUGAUGACCUCUGUCUUCUUUCCUCUGGGGAGACGGUAUAUUUUGGUCCAGCUUCUGAAGCAAAUCAGUUUUUUUCUUCAAAUGGCUUCCCUUGCCCAACUCUCUACAAUCCUUCUGAUCACUACUUAAGGAUCAUAAACAAAGAUUUUGAACAGGUAUUUAUUCAAACCCUCAGUCUAAAUAAUGAUAUUUUACUGUUAUAUAUAUACAUAAUCAAAAAUCCUUGUAAAUUCUUAUAAAGCGUCC
Molecule: messenger RNA, 931 nt
Organism: Lathyrus oleraceus (garden pea)
Lineage: Eukaryota; Viridiplantae; Streptophyta; Magnoliopsida; Fabales; Fabaceae
Product: ABC transporter G family member 1
Exons: 4
Molecular function (GO): ABC-type transporter activity; ATP binding; ATP hydrolysis activity
Source: RefSeq, a predicted model, not a curated record